This is a messenger RNA of Schistosoma haematobium, 927 nucleotides long. RefSeq lists its product as uncharacterized. Lineage: Eukaryota; Metazoa; Platyhelminthes; Trematoda; Strigeidida; Schistosomatidae. Gene Ontology annotation, cellular component: mitochondrion; membrane. Bases 91 to 912 code for a protein of 273 amino acids. The record is from RefSeq and is a predicted model, not a curated record. Gene Ontology annotation, biological process: mitochondrion organization. The transcript has 5 exons.
GAUGGUUACUCCCACACCACAUUCUCUUCUUCAAGUUGUUGGUGCUGAAGUUGAAUUUGGUGGCUACCCACUUCUUAUUAUCACCAUAUUAUGUCGUCUUUAUUCAGUAGUUUGACAAAAGCUGGUGUUGGUUUGUUGGCUGCAAGCAGUAUACUCCCACUUGUUCUUUACAAUGUUGAUGGUGGACAUCGUGCCGUAAUAUUCGACCGAUUUAAAGGUGUUAGGCCUGAUGUAAGAGGGGAAGGAACACACUUCAUUAUUCCAUGGGUUCAGAAGCCUAUUAUUUUUGAUAUUCGGUCGCGACCAAGAAACGUGCCUGUGAUGACUGGUUCAAAAGAUCUACAAACAGUGAAUAUAACCUUGCGCAUAUUGUUUCGCCCUGAGCCAUCUACUCUACCAAAGAUUUAUCAGAACCUAGGUUUUGACUACGAGGAACGUGUUCUUCCUUCCAUUACCACUGAGGUGCUCAAAGCAGUGGUUGCUCAGUUUGAUGCAAGUGAGCUUAUAACGCAGAGAGAAUUGGUCAGUCAGAGAGUGAAUGAAGAUCUUACCCAACGAGCUUCAUCAUUUGGUAUAUUGUUAGACGAUAUUGCCCUGACACAAAUCUCUUUCGGUCGAGAAUUCUCAGAAGCAGUAGAAGCCAAACAAGUUGCUCAACAAGAAGCUGAACGUGCACGAUAUUUAGUAGAAAAGGCUGAACAACACAAACUGGCUGCCAUUAUAUCUGCAGAAGGAGACUCAGAAGCGGCAACAUUACUUUCCAAAUCUUUUGGAUCUUCAGGUGAAGGUCUUAUUGAAUUAAGGCGAAUCGAAGCUGCUGAAGAUAUUGCUUAUCAACUUUCGAAAAAUCGAAAUAUCACUUAUAUCCCUGAUGGUCAACAUACACUCCUUAACUUGCCUGCUGCACAAUAAAGUCUAUUUGUUUAU